GACAUAUAUACACAAUGUUAGAGACCUAGAGUAUCACGGUUCUUUCUUUCUUAAUUUAUAAGUAUUUAUCAAUAUUUAUAUAGUUGGGAUCAAUUAAUGAUUGCUCUUCGUCUAUAAAAGGAGAGAUUGCUUUAAAUGAUGAUAUAAGAACAUAAUUUGAUUUAAAGAAGAAGAAAAAAAAUGGGGUUGGAAAAUUAUAAGCCCAUAAUAGUAAUGGUUGGGUGCCAAUUCAUAUAUGCAGGAGUUACUCUAAGUGGGAGAGAAGCUCUUUUGCAGGAUUUUAGCUCAAGAGUUUUUGUUGUUUACAGGCAAACUACUGCUUUCUUGCUCAUUGCUCCUUUUGCUUAUUUCUCAAGGAGAGGAACAAAGAGGUGUGAAGCCAUGAACUGGAAGAGCUUCUGCUUGAUAGCUUUGCUGUCUUUGAUUGGUGUGACAAUUAACCAGAAUGUAUAUUUCGAGGGAUUAUACUUAGCCUCAUCCUCAGCAGCUAGCGCUUUGAGCAAUUUGGUGCCUGCCAUCACCUUCACUAUCGCCUAUUUCUUGAGGUUGGAAAAAGUUAAUCUUGAAAACGUGAGAAGUUGGGCUAAGAUUAUGGGAACAGUUUUGUGUGUAAGCGGCGCCGUUUUAAUGGCACUAUUAAAAGGUCCAAAACUGCUCAACUUGGAAUUCUUGCCAACAAAUUCCAUUUUCUUGCAAAUGGUUGCACAGCAUGACACGUGGAUCAUCGGCUGUUUAUUUCUGCUUGCAAGCGCAUUUUGCUGGUCACUUUGGCUUAUUUUGCAGGUGCAUGUCACAGCUUGCUAUCCAGAUCAUCUGUCGUUAACAGCAUGGAUGUGCUUAAUCGCAGCCGUCCAAUCUGCGAUCUUGACAUUCAUCAUCGAGCCUGAUUUGGACACGUGGAAACUCACCUCCCCCUUCCAACUCUAUUGCUGCUUCUACGCGGGUUUGGCAUCAGCGGUGACUUUCUUUGCUCAAGCAUGGUGCAUAGCAAGGCGUGGGCCCCUCUUUUCCGCCAUGUUCAAUCCGCUGUGUACAGUCAUCGUCACCAUUUUCGCCUGUAUUUUCAUGCAUGAAGAGUUGUACGCCGGAAGCCUGAGUGGUGGAUUGGCGGUGAUAAUUGGAUUAUAUAUGGUGCUGUGGGGAAAAGCAAAAGACCAUGAAGAAAUGAAGGAGGAAGAGACGAUGAAGCAGCAGAAUAAUAUCAAUGGUGAAAAUGAAAAUGCGAGCACCACAGUUGAUUUGGAACAGCCCCUUUUGUCUGAAAAAUGAAGAGAUGGAUCUAGGAUUUUGAGACAAGGGACUGUGAUUGUAUUAGAAUUAAUUAGAUGCUCGAUGAUGACGAUGAUGAUAAUGAUAAUGAUAAUGAUAAUUGAUAUACUCCAUCCGUCUCACUAGAAUAAGCUCACUUUUUUUUGAUACAGAAAUUAAAGAACUUACUUUUGAGGA
This is a messenger RNA of Salvia miltiorrhiza (redroot sage), 1446 nucleotides long. RefSeq names its product WAT1-related protein At4g30420. Gene Ontology annotation, cellular component: plasma membrane. The record is from RefSeq and is a predicted model, not a curated record. The coding region runs from base 181 to 1269 and encodes 362 amino acids. Gene Ontology annotation, molecular function: transmembrane transporter activity. The transcript has 7 exons. Lineage: Eukaryota; Viridiplantae; Streptophyta; Magnoliopsida; Lamiales; Lamiaceae.